Molecule: messenger RNA, 1811 nt
Organism: Periophthalmus magnuspinnatus
Lineage: Eukaryota; Metazoa; Chordata; Actinopteri; Gobiiformes; Gobiidae
Gene: idh3a
Product: isocitrate dehydrogenase (NAD(+)) 3 catalytic subunit alpha
Exons: 11
Coding region: 32-1126 (364 amino acids)
Biological process (GO): tricarboxylic acid cycle; isocitrate metabolic process
Cellular component (GO): mitochondrion
Molecular function (GO): magnesium ion binding; NAD binding; isocitrate dehydrogenase (NAD+) activity
Source: RefSeq, a predicted model, not a curated record
GUCCUCAGCAGCACAUCUUCUCGUCAGUAGCAUGGCAGGCAACGCGUGGAGGUCAAUGCUGUCCCAGGCCGUAGGGGCCGUCAAGAAACCUGCUCUGUCCUCCUUCUCCAGAGGGAUGCAGACAGUGACUCUGAUCCCAGGAGACGGGAUCGGGCCUGAGAUCUCCACUGCCGUCAUGAAGAUCUUUGAGGCUGCUAAGGCUCCAAUCAGAUGGGAGGAGAGGAACGUCACAGCCAUAAAAGGACCUGGAGGAAAGUGGAUGAUUCCUCCUGACGCUAAAGAGUCAAUGGACAAGAAUAAAAUGGGACUCAAAGGACCUCUGAAGACCCCCAUCGCGGCAGGACAUCCCUCCAUGAACCUGCUGCUCAGGAAGACCUUUGACCUUUAUGCAAAUGUGCGUCCGUGUGUGUCCAUCGAGGGGUACAAGACUCCCUACACUGAUGUGGACCUGGUCACUAUCAGGGAGAACACAGAGGGAGAGUACAGUGGCAUCGAGCACAUCAUCGUCGAUGGUGUGGUUCAGAGCAUCAAACUGAUCACAGAAGAGGCCAGUCGACGCAUUGCAGAGUAUGCCUUUGAAUACGCCCGGAACAACCAAAGAACCAGCGUCACAGCCGUGCACAAAGCCAAUAUCAUGCGAAUGUCGGACGGCCUGUUUCUCAGGAAGUGUCGUGAAGUGGCUGAAAACUACAAAGACAUAAAAUUCACAGAGAUGUACCUGGACACAGUGUGCCUCAACAUGGUACAGGACCCCACUCAGUUCGAUGUGCUGGUCAUGCCCAACCUGUACGGAGAUAUCCUCAGUGACCUUUGUGCUGGUCUAAUCGGAGGACUCGGAGUUACUCCCAGCGGCAACAUCGGAGCAAAUGGAGUCGCCAUCUUCGAAUCGGUCCAUGGCACAGCUCCGGACAUCGCGGGUCUGGACUUGGCCAACCCCACGGCUCUGCUCCUCAGUGCGGUCAUGAUGCUGCGACACAUGGGCCUCCACUCCCACGCAGACAAGAUCCAGACAGCCUGCUUUGACACCAUCAAGGACAAGAAGGUUUUGACAAAGGAUCUCGGAGGGAACUCAAAGUGCUCAGAGUUCACAGGGGAGAUCUGCCGUAGAGUUCAGGACAUGAACUGAUUCACUCACUAAGACAGAUGCAGUACUCCUGUUUGACCUGUCGAGGGCACUGUAGCUCCACUCCUUCCAGCGUCAACUGUUUUUCCUCUGAAGAUGCAGGGGAAAUGGAGGUCGGCUUAAGGGAACUCUGUGCUGCCAUCUAUUGUUUAUUUCUGUCACAUUUAUUUUACUGCUAAUACAGCCCAAGUCCCUUUAUUGACUGGUGAAGAUAAUUAGAAUUUACUAUAGGGUCUCAUGUGUUCUAAAGAGGGGGUAUUAUCAAAAACUGACUUUUUAAAGCUUUCUCCCAUGUUAUAAUGUUGUUCUUUCAUCAAAAACUUGCCUGAAGAGGUUUUAGAUGUCAUCCAUGCAUGUUUGAGUAAUCUAGCGAUCUCUUCUGGAGCCUAUUCUAGCCCUCUUUACAGUUAACUGUAAGAUUCUGUGCAAUGCUCGGCCCACAAGUGUACAUCACCCAUGCUCAAUUCUUCAUAAAUAUACCAAAACAUGAUACAAAACUACUCUACAUCUUCAUAAACCUGAUGCGAGGUGUUGUAGUUUUAUUAGCUGAAUACGCGCUGAUUGUGUUGUGAUAGCGCUCUGAAGGCAGAGUGACUUUGCACAGGCAAAACCAAAAAUUAACCUUAUUAAAUAUGUUAAUACAUUCUUUUCAGUUAAUAUAGUAUUUUCAAACAAUAAAAGGAAAUGU